Messenger RNA from Puntigrus tetrazona (Sumatra barb), 7438 nucleotides. It is a transcript of the gene gbf1, whose product is annotated as golgi brefeldin A resistant guanine nucleotide exchange factor 1. The record is from RefSeq and is a predicted model, not a curated record. Gene Ontology annotation, biological process: regulation of ARF protein signal transduction. NCBI's taxonomy places the organism in Eukaryota, Metazoa, Chordata, Actinopteri, Cypriniformes, Cyprinidae. Gene Ontology annotation, molecular function: guanyl-nucleotide exchange factor activity. The coding region runs from base 165 to 5753 and encodes 1862 amino acids. The transcript is spliced from 41 exons.
UUUGACAGGAAACAUCAAGGUUGUGUGCGCCUGCACCAUUUCCACGUCAGUAAGUUUGCCUGUGGAGGAGAUUACCUACCGGUGACAGAAUAUCUGUCUUAGUGCUUUUACAGAAAAACAGCAGGGCAUGACAACACUACGUGGAACUGUCUAAAAUAUUCACUAUGGUGGACAAGAACAUAUACAUCGUUCAAGGAGAAAUUUCUGUUGUCGUCGCUGCUAUUAAGAGGAACUCUAGAUGGAGUACCCAUACUCCUUUGGACGAAGAACAGGACCCACUACUCAACAGCUUCAGCCACUUGAAAGAGACCCUCAAUAACAUAAAAGAUCUUUCAGAUGUGGAACCCAACGUGUUUCUUAGACCUUUUCUGGAGGUGGUCCGCUCAGAGGACACAACUGGACCAAUCACAGGCCUCGCUCUCACAUCGGUCAACAAGUUUUUGUCAUACGGCCUGAUAGAUGCCAAUCAUGAAGGGGCAGCGGAGGGCAUCGAGAACAUGGCAGAUGCGGUCACACAUGCAAGAUUUGUGGGCACCGACCCCGCCAGUGAUGAGGUGGUGCUAAAGAAAAUCCUCCAGGUUUUAAGGACUUUGCUGCUGACUCCAGUUGGAGCCCACCUGACCAACGAGUCUGUUUGUGAGAUCAUGCAGUCUUGUUUCCGUAUAUGCUUUGAAAUGAGAUUAAGCGAGCUGCUGAGAAAGUCAGCUGAGCACACGCUGGUGGACAUGGUGCAGCUGCUCUUCUCCAGAUUGCCACAGUUCAAAGAGGAGGCCAAGAGUUACGUGGGCACUAACAUGAAGAAGGCUUACAAUAUCUUAUGGAAAAACAAACGAGUGCAGCUAAAGAUGAGAGCUGGGGGAAUGAGCGAGUCGUCCAAGUGGAAGAAACAGAAGCGUUCUCCCCGCCCCCCUCGUCACAUGGUUCGCAGUCCCUCAGGACAGAUGGAUACAGGCCAGUCCAGCACUCUCACCAACAACCUUUCAGGUGGAGUUCCUUUCAUAGAGCAGCACAGCGGUUCUUCUACUCUUCCUGGUUCUGAUAGUGCAGCGUCCUCCAUCUCCAGCCCCACCACUGACAGCGGCUUAGACACAGGCUCUAAAACCACAUCAAAGGAAGAUCUCACAGACCUGGAGCAGAGCAGCUCAACGGCCAGCACUCCCAUGACACCCUCCGCUGAGCCAAGCAGACUGGAAUCACAGUCUGAGGGCAGGGAAGUGGAGCGUGCCCAGUCGGCCUCAGUCGAGUCCAUUCCUGAAGUCCUGGAAGACCGAGACUUGCUGGCUGACCAGUCAGAUUCGGCAUCGGUUCACGACAUGGACUACGUGAACCCCAGAGGAGUGCGCUUCACACAGUCAACCCAGAAAGAAGGUGCUGCUCUAAUCCCGUAUGGUCUCCCGUGCCUGAGAGAGCUCUUCCGGUUCCUCAUAUCUCUCACCAACCCACAUGACCGCCAUAACUCCGAUGUGAUGAUGCACAUGGGCCUCCAGUUGUUGAACGUGGCCCUAGAAGCCGCACACAUCGCCCCCUACCAGUCGUUGCUCUGUCUUGUCAAAGAUGAGCUCUGUAGGCACCUCAUACAGUUGUUGAGCGUGGACCGAAUGAAUCUGUAUGCCGCCUCCAUACGCGUGUGCUUUCUUCUCUUUGAAAGCAUGCGAGAACAUCUGAAGUUUCAGCUUGAGAUGUACCUGAAGAAGCUAAUGGACAUCAUUACCUCAGAGAACCCUAAAAUGCCCUAUGAAAUGAAGGAGAUGGCUCUGGAGGCCAUCGUGCAGCUCUGGAGGAUCCCCAGCUUUGUCACAGAGCUCUACAUAAAUUACGACUCCGACUUUUACUGCUCCAACCUGUUUGAGGACCUCACCAAGCUGCUCUCUAAGAAUGCCUUUCCGGUGUCUGGGCAGCUCUACACAACCCAUCUCCUGUCACUCGAAGCCCUACUGACAGUGAUUGACAGCACAGAGGCUCAUUGUCAGGCCAAAGUGCUCAACAGCGCUGCACAGCAGGACCAGUCAGAUUCAACGACUGUGGAAGGAGACAGUUCGGUCAAUACAAUCACCGAUUCAACAUUAGAAGCUGGCAAAUCUGCACCCAGUUCUAAUGGACAGACUUCUGUGGUGUCAGAAAUGAGGACCACCUGUCCUCCCACCAGUGGUCAUCUGAUGGCAGAGAAGAUGAGAUUAGGCAGACAGGACCAGGAGGAGACAGACACGGAGAAGAAAAGUUUGAAGAAGCCUCAUCGUUUUAGCAGCUGUCUUCCAGACUCUCAGGAACUUUUAGAGAUCAAGAACAAGAAGAAGCUUCUGAUCACGGGUACAGAGCAGUUCAAUCAAAAGCCCAAGAAAGGCAUUCAGAUCCUGCAGGAGAAAGGGCUGCUCAGCAGUCCCAUGGACAAUAAUGAAGUGGCCCAGUGGCUGAGAGAAAACCCCCGCCUGGAUAAGAAGAUGAUCGGAGAGUUUAUCAGCGACCGCAGGAACACUGACUUGCUCGACAGUUUUGUCAACACGUUCGCCUUCCAGGGCCUGCGCAUAGACGAGGCGCUCCGCUUGUAUCUGGAGGCAUUCCGUCUUCCUGGCGAAGCGCCUGUCAUUCAUCGGCUCUUGGAAACCUUCACUGACAACUGGCAUAAAGUGAACGGUAAUCCCUUCCAGUCAAACGACGCUGGCUUCGCCCUGGCUUAUGCAGUCAUCAUGCUCAACACCGAUCAGCACAACCAUAACGUCCGAAAGCAGAACAUCCCCAUGACGUUGGAGCAAUUCAAGAAGAAUCUCAAAGGUGUGAACGGAGGAAAUGACUUUGAUCAAGACAUGCUGGAAGACAUCUACAAUGCCAUCAAGAACGAGGAGAUUGUGAUGCCUGACGAACAGACAGGGCUGGUGAAGGAGAACUAUGUGUGGAGUGUUCUUCUGCACAGAGGAGCCUCGUCUGAAGGGGUAUUCCUGCAUGUGCCUGAAAGCAGUUAUGACCGCGACCUUUUCACCAUGACCUGGGGACCCACCAUAGCCGCCCUCUCCUACGUUUUUGACAAGAGCCUAGAUGACACUAUCAUUCAGAAAGCCAUCGCUGGAUUCAGGAAAUGUGCCAUGAUCUCCGCACAUUAUGGCUUCAGUGAUGUCUUUGAUAACUUAAUCAUUUCACUCUGCAAGUUUACUACUCUGAGCUCUGAGUCUGUAGAGAACCUGCCCACUGUGUUUGGCAGUAACAGGAAGGCUCAAGUUGCAGCCAAGACCGUGUUCAGCCUGGCCCAUCGUCAUGGUGACAUUUUACGAGAAGGAUGGAAGAACAUCAUGGACUCCAUGCUGCAGCUUUUUAGGGCUGAGCUCUUACCCAAGUCCAUGGUAGAGGUUGAGGACUUUGUGGACCCUAAUGAGAAGAUUUCCUUACAACGUGAAGAGACUCCAUCGAACAGGGGCGAGUCGGCUGUAUUGAGUUUUGUGAGCUGGUUAACAUUGAGUGAACAGUCUGGCCACAGAGGCCCCUCCACUGAGAACCAGGAGGCCAAACAAGCUGCCCUGCUCUGCAUAAAGCACUGUGACCCAGAAAAGCUGAUUACCGAAAGCAAGUUUCUGCAAUUGGAGUCUUUACAAGAACUCAUGAAGGCUCUCAUCUCGGUGACCCCCGAUGAGGAAACAUACGAUGAAGAAGAUGCUGCUUUUUGUCUGGAGAUGCUGCUACGUAUUAUUCUUGAAAACAGGGACAGAGUAUCAUGUGUUUGGCAAACUGUACGGGAUCAUCUGUACCAGUUAUGCGUCCAUGCCAGUGAGAGCUGCUUCCUGGUGGAGAGAGCGGUGGUGGGAUUGCUCAGACUCGCCAUACGCUUAUUGCGCAGAGAGGACAUAGGCUCACAGGUUCUCCAUUCUCUUCGCUUGCUGUUGAUGAUGAAGCAACACGUCUUGUCCAGAGUCUGUCGAGAGGUGGCCUUUGGCUUACACGAGCUGCUUAAAACCAAUGCUGCCAACAUCCACUGCACUGACGACUGGUACACGCUCUUUUCACUUUUGGAGUGCAUCGGGGCUGGGGUCAAACCCCCAGCUGCCCUGCAGGUCGCCAACACCAACCCAGACAAUGACACAGGCGCUCAGUCAGAUAGCGAACUGAGUUCAUAUCAUCAGAGUGAAGUUAGUCUUGACCGGGGAUAUACGUCUGACUCCGAGGUGUACACCGAGCACGGCAAAUCCAGACUACCUCGUUCAGCUACCGAUGUGGAUGUGGGCUGGCUAGUGGUGGGGAAAGAUGAUCUGGAUGGAUCUAAGGCAGCAGUGACUCCAGGUUCAAAGCCCCUGACCCAUCCUCUCAUUAACCAGUACAGUUUAACUCUUGGGCAGGACAUGGGUCUGCACGACACUAAAUCCCUCAUCAAGUGCGUGGAUUCCCUUUCGUUCAUCGUACGCGAUGCUGCCCAUGUCACUCCAGAAAACUUUGAACUUUGUGUUAAAGCCAUACGAGUGUUCGUGGAGGCUAGCCUUAAUGGAGGGUACCGCACCCACGAGAAGAAAAAGAGCCACAAAUAUGACUCCAAAUCCAGCCGGCUCCGAAAGAAGCCACGCGAGAAGGAAGGCUCAUCGAGGAGAACCAAAGUGUCCAGUCAGCGGCCCGCCCGUUCCCAUAGUGACGAUGAGGAGGACGAGGGCGUGCCGGCCAGUUACCACACUGUGUCUUUUCAGGUUAGUUUGGACUUGUUAGACCUGAUGCACACACUGCACACGCGAGCCGCCGGCAUCUACAGUUCAUGGGCAGAGGAACAGCGCCAUCUAGAGGACGCGGGCAGAAAGAUUGAGGCAGACUCUCAAACACUAUGGUCCAGCUGCUGGUGUCCUCUCCUUCAAGGUAUGGCUUGGUUGUGCUGUGAUGCACGGAGGCAAGUCCGCAUGCAGGCUCUCACCUACCUACAAAGGGCACUUCUUGUACACGAUCUACAAACCUUGGAUGCGGUGGAAUGGGAGUCGUGCUUCAACAAGGUCCUGUUUCCUCUGCUGACAAAACUCCUAGACAACAUCAGUCCCGCUGAUGUGGGAGGUAUGGAGGAGACCAGGAUGAGGGCCUGCACACUGCUUUCUAAGGUGUUCCUGCAGCAUCUCUCUCCUCUUCUCUCUCUUCCCACAUUUGCCGCCCUCUGGCUCACCAUUUUAGACUUCAUGGACAAGUACAUGCACGCCGGCUCCAGUGACCUUCUGCUGGAGGCCAUCCCUGAGUCUCUGAAGAACAUGCUGCUGGUGAUGGACACAGCAGGGAUCUUUCACAGCGCAGACUCCCGUACGGGCUACUCGGAUUUGUGGGAAAUCACCUGGGAGAGAAUUGACUGUUUCCUGCCCCGUCUGAAGGAGGAGCUCUUCAAACAGGCUGUCAUCCCAGAACCUGUGUGUAAUGUUCCUGUGGAGCCUGUCCCACCGCCUGCUGCCGUGACCCCGGUCUGUCCCCCUGUGCCAGCCCCCUCACCAGUGCCAGCUGCUCCCGCAGAGCCAAACAUCCCCAGCAGACCCGCGUCACCUCAAGAUACGCCCACACCCAGUGCCAACGGUGAUCGAUCAGACAGAUCAUCUCCAGUUCCUCCCUCAACUCCUCCGAUGCCCACUCCAUCGAAGAUAUGUCCCCCCGAGUCCCCUCCGCCGCCUCUGAGCCAGUCUCCGCUCAUCCUGCAGCCCCUCGCUUCUCCGCUGCAGGUGGGCGUCCCGCCGAUGUCCCUGCCAAUCAUCCUGAACCCAGCCCUCAUAGAGGCUACCUCGCCCGUGCCCCUGCUGCCCCGGCCCACCACCGACUGACCUGCCCCUCAAACAUCAGCCCAAAGAGUGCCGCCACGUCUGACCGGACUGUUCUCCUGCACGUGUGCACUCGCUGUAGCCCACGCUAUUAAAUUAUGUAACAGCGGGACCUGGAAGAAGAGCGCGCGAGAGGACAUUGACAUGCAUGGCUGCCUCGCCGCUUCAAAAACAUCAAAGCAUCUCCCAAACCGCUCCGAUUUGAAUGUCCUUCAGCUAGAGAUGUUACAUAGAUGACCGUAUUUAUUCAAAACGGGAAGGUGCCACCCUGGAGGGACGGUUCAUUAUUGAUGGGACUGGAUUCCGGUCGGGUUAAGAGCAGAUUCGAGUGCAUCAGAACUGGGUUGUUACUCGGGCAGUGAUCACAGAGAAUGGCUGAUGGGAAGUGGGUCCAGCUAAUGAAGGCGUGAAAAAAACAUACAUUAGUGUUGAAGCUUUUAUCACCGCUCCGGCUUAAUAAAACUGUACAGUACGAUGAAGAAAACGUAAUUUAUUUUGAAAAUUCAUAUUGUUUCUUAUCGUGGCUUUUACACUUUAAUUACAUAGUUUUGCCGUAAAUUGCUCUGGAGGAAACAGUCAGAUGUAGCCACGUAAUGUUUGCCAUCGAUGGUUCAUUAGGGAGAAAACUGAAAGCAUAGUUCACCCACACAUCAAAACAUCAUCACGUACUCGCCCUGUUGUUUCAAACCCGUAUGAAUUUCUUCUGUUGUAAGUUGGAAAGCGAGCAUUGCCAUCAGUUGACUUUCUAUUGCAUGGACCAAAACAUUUCUUUAAACAUCUCUGAUGUUCCACGGAAGAAGGAAAGUCUUUCAGGUUUGGGGCAACGUGAGGGUGAGUAAAUCAUGUGCAUUUUUGGGUGAACCGUCUUUUUACGUCCAUUUUUAUUUGGCUAAAAACAACAAAAUAUUGUUUGUUUUGAUGACGCCGCGUAAUUAUCAUGCAUCCGUACAACAUUCCAGAUACACCGCUGAUGUUUUCAACUAAGCGAACCAGCUUAACUCUGUAAGUCAGGUUUUUUUUUUAUUUUGAUGGGUAUUAUUUUAUUCGUAACUUGUCUUAAAGAGAGGUGGUUUUGUUGUGCGUGUACAUCGCUAAGGCACUACUGCUCUUUAUAGCUUUCCUUCACAAGGAUUUCUCCUGGAAAAUACUAAAAUUCUUCCAAAUAUAUCUUUCUUUCUAUUAACUGUAUCCCUUUAUUGUGGUGAUCUCGGCUCUGGAAGUUUACAGACCACUUUUAGUUUGCUAUGAAUUAAUGCUUCACGAGAAGUAGAUCUCAGAAGAGAACUAUAAAAUUCACUAAUAUAAAAGUAUAAUAGCUCUCAGACCUGCACCUCCUUCCAUCAGCCAAGACCACCCACGAGCAAUCAAGUGCAUUUAGCGAUCAGCGUUUGACCUGAGACUUAUGCUAUGUUUGGAUCAGUACCGAGACUGUAGCGUUUUUUUUUGAGGAGAGAUACUGUAAUUUAACAGCAGAUCAAUGUUCACACCAUCACAGACGUAGGAGGUGGAUCUGGACAGAUGGACGUUUUCUUUUCUUUGUAUGUGCACUUGUUGUACUGCAUUGUUAGAUACAUCAGGAGCUAAUUCUGUAGUCAACAGGUAAUUCAAUGAAAAUAAUCUGUAUAUAUAUAUAUGAAUAAAAGUUAAUGUACUUUUUACAAUGUAAUAAAUAUGGUAAAAUAUCCUAA